Molecule: messenger RNA, 879 nt
Organism: Nycticebus coucang (slow loris)
Lineage: Eukaryota; Metazoa; Chordata; Mammalia; Primates; Lorisidae
Gene: RNF4
Product: ring finger protein 4
Exons: 8
Coding region: 307-879 (190 amino acids)
Biological process (GO): positive regulation of transcription by RNA polymerase II
Molecular function (GO): zinc ion binding; transcription factor binding
Source: RefSeq, a predicted model, not a curated record
GCGCAGGGGGCGGUGCCGCGGACCCCGGAGCGGAAGUGGGUUGCUGUUGAGGCGGCGGCGUCUUGCUUGAGGCGUUCUCCACGAUUUGGAAAGGUGCUUCCUCUUUGAAGAGCUUUGGCGGCGGGGCCGGCGGACCAGGCCAGCUCUUGGACUUGAAGAUACUAGAAAUCUGUCUGGCUCCAAAUUCUUUUCCAAGCCAGAGGAGAAAUAACUGAUGGGGAUAAGAGGUUGAGAACAUUCAACUCCCCUGCAACCUUUGGUACAGAUUGCUGCUGCUGCUUCUGUAGGUCAGCACCAAAGAGCACAAUGAGUACAAGAAAGCGUCGUGGUGGAACAGUAAAUUCUAGACAAACUCAGAAACGGACUCGGGAAACAGCCUCUACUCCUGAGAUUUCUUUGGAAGCAGAACCCAUAGAACUCGUGGAAACUGCUGGAGAUGAAAUCGUGGACCUUACCUGUGAAUCGUUAGAGCCCGUGGUUGUUGACCUGACUCACAAUGACUCUGUUGUGAUUGUUGAUGAAAGAAGAAGGCCAAGGAGGAAUGCUAGGAGGCUGCGUCAGGACCAUGCCGACAGCUGUGUGGUGAGCAGUGACGACGAGGAACUGUCCAGAGACAGAGAUGUGUAUGUGACCACCCAAACUCCCAGAAACACCAGGGAUGAAGGUGCUGCAGGAGUGAGGCCGUCUGGUACUGUCAGUUGCCCUAUCUGCAUGGAUGGAUACUCUGAGAUUGUGCAGAACGGACGUCUCAUUGUUUCUACAGAAUGUGGCCAUGUCUUUUGUAGCCAGUGCCUCCGUGAUUCUCUUAAGAAUGCUAACACUUGUCCAACUUGUAGGAAAAAGAUCAACCACAAGAGGUACCACCCCAUUUAUAUAUGA